AUGGAAAAGAUAUAUAUUGAAUAGAUAACAAAAUAAUAGGAGGAAUUAGAUGAAAGAUUGAAACAAGCACAAAAUUAUUAAUGUAGAGAUUGAGAUCAAUUUAGAUGUUGAAUAUGUUUCAUCUAAGAUGGAUGAUAUUCUUAAAUUUCAAUAGUAAGAGAAUUCAAAUUUGUAAUAAUCCAAAUAAUUUACAUUGCCAGUUGAAGAAUUGAUUGGAUUAGCAAAGGAAUUAGACACAAGGUUUUAGAGAUCUAUUAGAUAGCUUUAAUUAAAAUAAGUAUGAAAUAGAUAAUUAAAUAAGAGGAGUAAUUAGAGAUUGAGUAGAAUAAAUGGAAGAAUUAAUUGAGAGAGAAGGAAUAGGAGCAAUUAUUAUAAUUAGAAUAAGAGAAGAAUUAGAUUGAUAAAUAAUUUAAAGAGAGAUUGAGGACUAUUCAUAUGAAAUGA
Messenger RNA from Paramecium primaurelia, 444 nucleotides. The record is from the annotation of a GenBank genome assembly. Lineage: Eukaryota; Ciliophora; Oligohymenophorea; Peniculida; Parameciidae.